Molecule: messenger RNA, 5206 nt
Organism: Heteronotia binoei (common prickly gecko)
Lineage: Eukaryota; Metazoa; Chordata; Lepidosauria; Squamata; Gekkonidae
Gene: MSL2
Product: MSL complex subunit 2
Exons: 2
Coding region: 742-2460 (572 amino acids)
Cellular component (GO): MSL complex
Molecular function (GO): ubiquitin protein ligase activity
Source: RefSeq, a predicted model, not a curated record
UGAGGUUUAUGCUCCGCAGAAGAAGCGUUUUCUCUGCGCAGCAGCAUUACUUACGGCCUGGGCCUAGAGAGGGCGCCAUGCCGCCAGAGCCCCGCCCUGCGCUCGCUCUUCCACUCUCUCGGGAGAAGCGACUUGGGUGCUCAACUAGGCACGAGGGGGGUGGGUAUGAUGAGAGAAAGGGGGAGAGGGAAUGGCCGCGCAUGCGCACUCGCGAGCCGAGGCGACCGCGGCGAUGGCUGCGCAGUGACGGUUGGAUCUAACGGUUGCUAUUGACAUUGGGGCUGGGCGUGCGGUGGCCGAUUCGUGCGCGGAGAGGGGGGGCUGUUGGCCCCGCGGAAGAGGCCCCGGGCGCCGCGCGGUGAUGCGGGCGCGUUGAAAGUCCGGGCGUAGCCGCCUCCCCCCCGCCCCUACCAGAGCCGGGCCCGGGCCGUCGCCCUGUGUUGGGUUCGCGGAUCCUGCCGCCGCCGCCCCCCCUCUUCCCAUGCGGGGCCCUCCCUCCGCCUGAGCCGCCUCGGGAGGGCGAGGGAGUGAGGCCGGCAUGGCUCGCCGCCUGGCUUAGCCGCUCGGGCCGCCGCCGCCGCGAAGAGGAGCUGCGGCGGGAGAGGGGGAGGGAGAGCAGGCCCCGGCCCUGGCUGUGACGGCGCCUCGAUGCGGGGCUAGGAGUGCAGCCGCCCCUCGGCCUGCCCGGGCGCGGAGCCGCGCUUUCUUCUCAGCCCGGAGCCGUCGGCCUCAGCGUCUGCGAUGAACCCGGUGAAUGCCACAGCCUUGUACAUCUCCGCCAGUCGCCUGGUGCUCAACUACGGCCCCGGGGAGGAUCCGCAGUGCCUGGCCGAGAUCGGCAAGCUGCUGCCCUACUUCCGGCAGUCGCUCUCCUGCUGUGUGUGCGGAAAUCUGCUGCAAGAUCCAAUUGCACCCACCAAUUCCACAUGUCAACAUUAUGUCUGCAAAACCUGUAAAGGCAAGAAAAUGAUGAUGAAACCAUCAUGUAGUUGGUGCAAGGACUAUGAGCAGUUUGAAGAAAAUAAACAGUUAAGCAUUCUAGUGAACUGCUAUAAAAAACUUUGUGAGUACAUAACACAAACACCAUUGGCACAAGAUAUUAAACAAGCUGUGGACAGUUCUCCUGAUCUUUUGACGUUGCUCAAAGAUGGUUCUCCACUCUAUGACGACCCAGAAAAAGCAUCUGAUGAAGUCUUGCCAUUGUGUCUGAUGUAUUCCCCAUCACCUUCAACUUCAGAGCAUACUAAUGAGCCUCCUGUUAAUAAUUCUUCUGUACCUGAAAGCACACGCAACUCAGAUGCAAAAGGUUUUGUUAUUAAUGGAUUGCCCAAUUGUAAUGGGCUGUCAACAGAUAAACUUGGAGGAAAUAUUCCUUCCCCUGAACAUGAACAUUCAAUUGAUGUAUGUAGUCCUGGACAGUACAUGAAAACUGAAGAUAUUUCUAGCAGUCUGCAGCCUAUCUGUGACACUGUUUCCCCUAGUGACUUGUGUACAGACAUAUGCAGUUUUAGUGAAGACAUUAAACCAGGUGAUCCUCUUUUGCUUAGUGUUGAGGAAGUACUGCGGAGCUUAGAGACUAGCACAGAUGUCUGCAGUCCUAAUCUGCAGCACAGUUUGGAAACCAGUUUAUCGAAUGGUCCUUUUUUGCAGCUUUCUCCUCCACUUCCUAGCCAUAAUAUGUACAUGUCAUUGGGUUCUUCACCUCAUGGUCUUUCAUGUACAGCUGCAACACCGAAGGUAGUUAAGUUAAAUAGAAAGCGAUCUCGAUCUGAAAGUGACAGCGAAAAGGUUCAACCUCUUCCAAUUUCCAGCAUCCUUUGUGGCCCAACGUUGGGAGCCUCAGCUCCGGUAAUGGUGAAACAGGAAGUUAAGAUGUCUUUGCAGCCCAUAGCAACUGUACCCAAUGGAGGCACCGCUUCUAAAAUAGGCAAAAAUGUACUCUUAUCCAAUAAAAGCAUGAAGAAGAAUCUAGAUCAUACUGCCAAGAAAUCUCGCCCAAAAUCUAAAUCAGGAAUGCUGAAAACAAAAGAUAAAUCAAAAGGUAGCAGUCAUGUCAUGCCAGGAAGUCCAACAAAGACGGUAUAUAAAAAACAGCAAGAAAAGAAGGGGUGUAAAUGUGGCCGAGCCACCCAAAAUCCAAGUGUUCUUACAUGUCGUGGCCAACGCUGUCCUUGCUACUCAAACCGGAAAGCCUGCUUAGACUGCAUAUGCCGUGGCUGCCAAAAUUCAUAUAUGGCUAACGGGGAAAAAAAACUGGAGGCAUUUGCGGUGCCAGAAAAAGCCUUGGAGCAGACUAGGCUUACUUUGGGCAUUAAUGUGACAAGCAUUGCUGUGCGGAAUGCCAGCACAAGUACCAGUGUAAUUAAUAUGACAGGGUCACCAGUAACGACAUUUUUAGCUGCCAGUACAAAUGAUGAUAAGAACUUGGAUGAAGCUAUAGACAUGAGAUAUGACUGCUGAGAUUCUUCUUUUGUCUUUCUCCCCCUAUUUACCCUGUCCCCAGCCUUCGGUAGGGCGACUGCUACAAUUUUGAAGGCAGCUAUGGUUCUGUUUAACUUGCCGGAGCUCCUACAUAUAGAUCACUUGUAUCAAGUGUUUUUCAUUGCUAUGUUGUGUGUUAGUGUCUGGGAAAUAGUUUGACAGUAAUUGCGGAGUUACCCUGAAACUGUCUUUAGUUCUUACAGCACCUCAUAGUUUCAGAUCAAAUGCUAAUGUAAAUGGUCUUUAAUACAGAUUGACUUCUUUGGAAAAUAUUGACCUUGUUGUACCAAUUCAUGCUUUGUGCUUAAUCAGAGAUUGAUUACAUACACUUAAAUGGUUUCUAGUCAGUCCUUUGCAGUUGUGCUAAUUAUAAUUACAGUUGUACUCCUUUAUAAUGUAUCCAUGUUACUUAGUGUUGUUCUUAAAUUGCACCAUGCUAGAAGUCUUGGGGGAAAUGUCAUAAAACAGCCUUAAAUACCACAUUAUUUUUGGACUAGAAAAUGAACAACUUAGUACUUAAAAUUUGUUCAGAAAAAAUGUUACAUUAAAGUGAAAAUCACUGCAUUGCCCAACUAGUGUGCAACGUUGAAACAAAAGAACUUUGAACAUGGGCACCUAUUUUCAGUUGAUACCUCAAAGUUUUCAAAUAUAACAUUUUCUUAUGAAUAACAGUUUGAAAAUAAAGUGCAUUUGUCAUGAAGCCGCCUCCUACUAAAAUUGUUCGUUGUGUUUUCACACAUUGAAGAUGGAUGCCACCAGUGUAGUUCAUGCUCAUAGCAUUAAUGUUUUGUAUUUGCAACUUAGUUCUCAUGUCAAAGUUAUUUGGGAUCCUUGUUUUAUUUGAAUUGGCGUAGAAGACAGGCAAAGACUGUUCCUAAAUAUUUUUCAUUUACAUUAAUAGGAUUUGUGAAUGGAGUCCAAUUCUUACUUGGAAAUAAUAAAAUUAAUACAGUGAUGUUUAAAUCCAUUCUUUUAUAUAGCAUUUACUAGCCUUGUAGUACAAGGCUAGUCUUAACCAAAGUUAUGCCUGUUGCUCAUAAAUUGCACCAUGCUAGAAGUCUUGGGGAAAAUGUCAUAAAACAGCCUUAAAUACCACAUUAUUUUUGGACUAGAAAAUUUGUUCAGAGUCUUAACUCUAUUCAGGAUUGCACUGUUAAAAACUUCUGGUUCAUAGAAGCUACCACCCAUAGCAUUAGGAUGCACUUUGACAUUAAAAUCUAUGGAUAACGAUAUCCUCAGUCUCAGCAAAUAAAGGGCCAUGUCUUCAGAGAUUAGGUAGUUUGGCCACUCUACAACUUAAUUUCAUAUGGUGUUAUCUCUCUCCCCUCCAUUUUUUUAGCCUUUUUUUUCAGAAUACAUGCUUUCUCUCUUGGUGCAAAUUUAGGUUGUAAUCCUGCAUGUCUAAAGCACAAAGAGUAGAAGCUUCUGUCAGGCUAAAAUAUGACAUACCCUGGUAUGCUGUUAUUGGCAUGCUCUGACAUGGUCAGGCAUUGGCUUUCAUAUUUUCCUUCAAGAAUGGGAUCUAUAUCUUCUCAUUUUCCUGGACUGCCCCCCCUCCCAGUUCUGGGGCUCUGUAAAAGAAUCAAGUGCUAGACCUGUUCAUAUCAAUCUUACUUUUUUGGUGGUGUCUAGUAUCUAAAUUACAUGCAUAAACUGUGGACUGACUAGAACAGAAAAGAUUAUCCUGCAAUCUAUAUGACAAUAUCCUAAUUUACAGCAAUAUUUAAUUAGCUCACCUAAAGAGAUGUAAUGUCACAGUUCCUGAAAUUCUUUUAUAUUUUCCAUCUAACUGUUCACUGAAUGAUGCUGCCAGUGAAUUAUGAUAUUAGAUACAUCUGGAUUUGGCACAAAGCAUGUAUAGUAAUGAUUACUAGGUCUGCAGAGUAAGCAAAAGGUUUUGGACACCAAUUGGAUGAUGCCUCCUUUUUGUUCUGUAGUGUACCAUGGUGUCAUUUUAUGUGAAUGUGGUCAAAUAGCAUUUUAUUGGCUUUUGGUUUGUUUUUCCCCUGUCUUCUGUGGGUAGGGCAGGGUGGGGGUGGGGUUAAAGCCAUAGGAAGAAGAAUGUGAUGUAAGUGUUCAGUAUGUACUUUUUUGUUUCUGUUUUGCAAGAAGAGUUGAAAAAUAUUUUUGAUAAUGAGAGUAAAUGGUGGAAAAUGCUCUUUAGUAUUCUUGUCUUUUUUUUUACCAGGCCAGACUCUUGAAUUCUGUGUGCUUUGAUUUUAAGGUUUAUUAUGUCCUAUUAAAACAUAAUUGGUUAAAUAUGUAUGUAAUUUUGUGUGGACCAAAUGGGAUAUGCCAUUAUCUACUUCAGUGUUCUAACCUUGCUAGUAUAUAAAUCUGAUGGCGGGGCGGGGGGUGGGGGAAGACCAAUGAAACAAAAGCCUGGUGUGAUAUUUUCAUGACCUGGUUAUGAUCUAGAAAUGUCUGUUGGAACUGUUAAGUUUUUCUGAGGUUGCUGCUAGUACAGUUAUGGAGCUCCAGUAUGUCACGAGUGUGCCUCCCAUAAUAUGGGAAUAAUUUCAGUUUUAAUAUUGUUAUACAGCUGCACAGAACAUCAAUUCAGUAGCUGCUGAUUAAAGUAAAAUGUUCUUUGGAACCACUUAUUAGAGAUUCCAGAUCUUUAAUGUAUUUGCUAGUGAUGAAUUCAGGUUUGUUUUAAAAACUAGUUUCCUUCUGCACUGCCACAUUCUUAAACUGUGUAUUAAAAUUUGAGCUGAUUAAUAAA